This is a messenger RNA of Periconia digitata, 940 nucleotides long. The record is from the annotation of a GenBank genome assembly. Lineage: Eukaryota; Fungi; Ascomycota; Dothideomycetes; Pleosporales; Periconiaceae.
AUGCCAUGCAGCACCCAACCAUUCCAGCAGGAGGGACCGAAUGAUUCAUCAUCCUGCCAUCGCUUAUAUCUAUACGUCAACUCCCUCUUCUCACCUCCUCUCCAACACCAUCAUCACGGCAUCUUUCCACUCGCUGGAUCUCCGCUUUACGCCCAAUAUCAUCACACCGCAUCGUAUUACCGCACAAAUCGUUAUCACUGCACAUCAUCUUCACGAAGCAGGUCUUCCACAUCUCUGAAAAUGGGAGACGAACGCUACACUUAUAUCAACAGAGCCGGCAAGGCGGUGACUGCCAAUAGGAUUCAAGUCGUUGAGGGAGCGAAAAGCACUCCCCAUAAAAUCGAUACCCGCAACCCUAUCCACAUUCCUGCAUCCGAGGAAAAGAAAUCUAUACCUACAAUCGUUGUUACAACGCCACUUGAUUCCAUCGCAGAGACUAUAGAGCCUGCCGAUAACUCAGAACUCUGGCACGCAGAGACUUGUCCACCGGUUGAGAAUUGGUUGGGAACGCAAAACCUCGUCGAAGAGACCCCAAGCUCUUUGAAAUCCUCGGACAGCUUGCAGCUUGGCCAUGCAGAGACUCGCCCUUCGGCUGAUGAUUUCAUGGUCGAUGAUCUUGCGCCCGCGUCUCCAUCCAAGAAAUCAGACCUCAACAUUCCGAUCUGCCUCCCUCCCGUCGACGCAGACGAUCUCUACAUUCAAGAUAUUCCGACUCCCGCCAACUAUGACGCUAAAGCUCACCACGAAGAGCGCGAAUGCCGCCUCAAGGACGUGCCGAGCUUAUACGAAGACGAGCGCGAGAAACGAGUGGGAUUCGAAAAAGACUUUCCCCAUCCUUCCGAAUCACAGCUACCCGAGUAUGGAAGUAGCUAUCGUAUUCCCGGGACGAACGAGCUGGUCAGCUAUUACGACGGCAGACUGAUCUUCAGAAGACCCUAGA